Scatophagus argus is the source of this 6797-nucleotide messenger RNA. RefSeq names its product DLEC1 cilia and flagella associated protein (gene dlec1). The record is from RefSeq and is a predicted model, not a curated record. The transcript has 38 exons. Gene Ontology annotation, biological process: negative regulation of cell population proliferation. NCBI's taxonomy places the organism in Eukaryota, Metazoa, Chordata, Actinopteri, Scatophagidae. The coding region runs from base 1617 to 6704 and encodes 1695 amino acids.
GACCUGUCAUUUAUAGUCUGAGGUGUGCUCUUGCCUCUCCCCUUUGCCUGUUCCCUCUUAACAUUAACAGUUGGGAGUAUCGCCACUGCACACACCAUGUCUGCAGUGAUCAUUACUGUAAUAUCCAGCUCUGUGCGCUACCGAGGCACACUGACAGGAGUUAGGCAUCAGUUGCUGGUAGAAAUGUCAGUACAGUGUUUGGCUAAGUGACAACAAACAGAAAUAUGUGCUAAAGCAACAGCAGGUGUUGCCCGUCAUGCAUGUCUAGCUCAUCUCUAGUGAACACACAAAUGCUCUUUUUCAUCACUGGCGAAUUGUCAAAGGGGUAUUAGAAGUUUUGGUUGUUGUUGUUGUCAGUGUCGUAGCACAGGACAGGUGUACUUUGACACAGCAGAGGGUAACUGGUGUUUGUGUAGUGCACACACAAGGUUUUGUUCAUUAGAAUGUAAUACAUGAGGCCUCAGACAGAUCCCUCUUUGUGCCUCUCCAUUAUCAGAGUCUGCCAUUCUGUCCUAUGAACUCUCGCGCUGGGACGAAUCUUGUGGGGGGAAAAAACAGCUCUGUUUGGCAAACCACGAGACGCUACAAAGUGAGCUCAACAAUUCCCUCUUUGAGAAUCCCACUUGAGCACUGCCCGAGCUGAUCAUAAGGCUCUCGAGAAUCUGCAUGGCACAAUCUGCCGAAAGCUCCGAUCCUUACCUGAGGAUUUUCAGUACCUGUUUGUAUUUCUGCGUUGUACAAAGACAGGCAGGUAUUCCUUUCGCAUCGCCUCAGGGACACGUCAUAUGGCAGCACAGUGUGCGGGGGUGUUAGUUUAAUAAAAAAGCUGCAUCUGAUUUCAUGAAGCAGUCUGGCUCAUGAUGAGUGUUGGGAAAUGCUGCAGAAAACCAUGAAAUCCAUAUUAUUUUUAAUUAUUAACUGAGUGCAUCAAAUGUUUGUCAGUUUGACCUUUAAUUGCUGGUUAAGAACUUUAUGUGUAAAAAUACUGAGUUUAAGUUUUGUCACUUCAAGUGAGUUGAAAGCACGUCCUACAGACAAUGCAGCGAACUGGUUUAUACUAGAUAAAAAGAUAAAAAGACUAUCUAUACAGUAUAAUAUUACAUAGAUUUUACAAAAUAAAAAAUGUGUUGUGUUCCUUUACAGAACUCAGAAUACGAAUUUACAAAUUCAGGAAUUUGUCCAGUUAGAAGCGGACUUAACUGCCUCUGCAACAAAAGGACAGCUGUUCAACCAGCGACAGCAGAGAGUCGAAAUUAACAAAAUAAAGGCUGUGUAACAAUAAAACUGUGCUCGUUUGUUUGUGUCGGGGGACUGCGGAUUUUUUAUGUUUAAGUGUACGAUCAGCCGUACGAGCGGCUGUCGCUAUGGCAACCACAUGUACACAAAUAUGGCGGACAAGCAGCGAGCCGUUUAGGACUGCGACAAAAUAAACGUCUAGCCACGACUUUAGCUAAAAUUAGUAGUGGUGAAACUCGUCUUGCUAACGCUACAUGUUUGCUUCAGUUCCAUCGUUGACUUUACGUGCUAUUAAACUCGUAAAUUUAACUUGUUUACGCUGACUUAGCAAAGCUGUUCAGUGUUUCUGUACCAUACUGGAAGGGCCCGAGACUAGAAAAAUGUUUGAUCCGUCUCUGAGCAGUCACAGACCCGCAUCAGGAAAGUCACAGGACAUUUCUUACGUGUUGGCCAACACUUUCAAGGACCUUUAUACAAGAGACAUCACUGGGAAGGACACUUUGUCCAACAUCAUCAAGACAAAAAAUGGACAAAGCAGCUACCAUAGCAGAUAUGUUGAAGAGCUUCAACAGGCUCAUUCUGACUACAGGCAGUGUGUGAAAGAGGCUGACAUGCUAGAGAGUCACAUCAUCCAGGCCAGAGCUCGAGCUGCAGCCACAGAAAGCCGGGCCUAUGAGAGAAUGAAAGAGAACAAGGGAGAUGUUCUUGAUCACCAGGGCCUUUCUACAGUCAAAUCAGUCUAUUCCUGGUAUGUAGACAAUGAUCUUCUCAAAAAUGCCAACCUGAUUUCCCCUGAGGACUACUUACCUACCCAAAAACCACAUGUGGAAGCACCGGUAGUAACAAUAAAAUCCAAUCCUGCCAAACCCACCAUUGCCUACACCAUGCAUGUGUCCAGGGAGCCUCAGGAUGAUGGCUAUACUCUAAUUCCCAGUCCAGAGAAGACAAUGCCAGAAGUAAAUGAAUCAGAUCUCAGCCUGACCUUCAGUUCCAGCACAGAUACAUCAGAGAGGAAGAAAACUCCCAGGGAGAAGCUGAACCAGACCAAACCCAGACCAAAGUGGAAGGAUGAGCCAAGCGCAAAGGGUCAGGCAGAGGGAUGGGAAAAACUUCAGAAGCUGAAAGCUCGACACAGCUUCCUGCGCAACCCUCGCUUCCUUCCCCCAAAUGCACAUCAGGGUGGCACAUCUCUCAUCCGACCCAGAACCAAAGCAGGGAAGCCUGCGAGGAAAGGAAUGGAGGAGCAAAGCUCCACUGAUGUCCCUGUUCCAGUCUUCCUAGCAAAGCCUCCAGUGGUGAUUUUCAGUGACUACAGUGUGGGACAUGUUUAUGAGACAACACUGGAGCUGAAAAACUUGACUUCCGCGAGCCGUAAUGUCAGAGUCAUCCCUCCUACCACUCCUUACUUUUCUAUUGGGCUGGGAAGAUUUCCUGGUGAGGGUGGAGUUGUUGCCCCAGGGAUGAGUUGUAAGUAUACAGUGCGCUUCGCUCCAGACUCCUUGGGGGACUAUGAGGAUUUCAUUGUGGUGGAGGCCCAGGUUGAACACUUGCUUGUGGUGCCCAUCGUGGCCAGACGACCACCUCCAAUACUCACCUUACCGAGAGUUCUGGACUGUGGUUAUUGUCUGAUUGGAGGGGUAAAGUUUGUUGAGUUCCUGUGCCAAAAUGUCGGUCUCAGUGCUGGGACCUUCUGCAUCAUCCCCAAGAACCAGUGGCCAGCCUCAAACCUCAGGUCUGUGGCAAGAAGUCACUUUUGCGAGUAUCCGCCCUUUGCAGUUAGCCCUUCUCUUUUUGUGCUGCAGCCAGGAGAGGCUACUGUGGUGGAGGUGGUUUUCUUUCCCACAUCCGCUGAGAAGAGCUGCCAGGUUUUCACUAUUGUGUGUGACAACUGCCAGGUGAAAGACAUUUCCAUCGAAGGUGAAGGCCAGCCGAUUGCCCUCGAGCUUGUGUCUGUGUCUGGGAAGAAGGAGCCUCCCGUGGUGGGAGAGACGCAUGACCUCACUGCAGAGCACUUUGUCCGUUUCAGCCCAUGUAACCCUCACUGUGUGCAAGAGAAAAAAAUCAUCAUUAGAAACAAUGUUCACUUGGAGCUGCCUUUCCACUGGCAGAUCAUGAAGCCCAACCUGUGCCCCCUGCUUCCAAAUGAAACCCCAGAGCCCUCCCAUAUCCAGUUCCACCUGGCUGCAGAUGAUGUCUUCCAUAUCAGGCCCCAAACAGGAGUUCUGGCCCCCUGCCAGGAAGAAGAGUUUCUGUUCACAUUCUAUCCUAAAGAGUUGAAGGAUUACCACAGCGUCUGUCACCUGGUCCUGAAUGAUGUCCCUCAGCUGCCACCAGAGCCCAGUGAAAAUGGUGUCCUUCAGCCUGUGCGCACUGGCUCCAAGGUGAGUAAUGUCAUCGUCAUGGAGAUAGAGGUCAAGGGGUCAGCAGAGCCAUACCAGGUCCUUCUGGAGCCCUAUGCUGUUGUAAUACCUGGAGAGACUUUUAUCUGCACAACCACCCGCAGACAAUUCAAGAUGUGGAACCACAGCAAAUCUCGCAUCUCUUUUCAAUGGGAGAGAUUGAGCAGCAGAAGCCACAUAAUGGAAGUAGAGCCCUCUGCUGGUAGAAUAGAGGAGAAUGAGUGUUUCGAUUUUGACCUGAUUGUGACUGGAGGAAAACCAGAGCGGGUUGUAACCAGUCUGGUUUGCCACAUAGAGCACCAUCAUGAACCGGUCACUUUGCCUGUAGAAGUCUCUUUUAAGGGUCCCAUAGUGACCCUCAAUGUGCCCAGUGUGGACUUUGGGCUCAUGAAGCUUGGGGAGUGUGCACAGACCUCGCUGCUCCUCACAAACAUCACUCAGCUGGAGGCUUCCUGGACGCUGAAGGAGAAACAGGACCGCCGAGACACGCAGAUCUUGGUGGAGCCAUGCAGAGGUGUGCUGCCCCCCUUGGCCUCCUGCAGGGUGGAUGUGCUACUUAUGCCGCGUUUCUGCCAGCAAUAUGAAACUGAGCUGCAGUUGACAGUCGAGGAUGGAACAGGAUGUCACCUGUCAGUGAGAGCAGAUGUGCAGUCUCCUCAGGUUUGUCUGCUAAACUGUGAGCUGCUGCUCCCUGAACUCUUCGUUGGAGUUCCUGCCAAGUUGGCUGUCACUCUCUUUAACCAAACCUUGCUGCCUUCACACUUCAGCUGGAUGGCUCAGCUCCAGGGUAAACAUGCUGAACUGUGCACAGCCAGUUUUGACCCCUCCUCUGGUACUCUGGGACCCAACACCAGCAUGGAGAUCACAGUUAACUUUACCUGUCACACAGAUCUGGAGCUGACUGAGGUGGCUGCUCUAUGUGAAGUCCAGGGGAUGGACUCUCCUCUUGUUCUUAGCAUUGUACCUUCCAAACCCAAGAAGCUCAGUGUGUCCUACUCCCUGCCCAGUGUCCGCUCAACCCCUGAAGACGAGAGCCCCUCUGUGCUGUUACUUGACUUUGGAGAUGAUGUCAUAUUGAAGAGAGCCGUUACAAAGCAGUUACUGAUAACCAAUCAAACUGCUAUCCCUGCUCCUUUCACCAUAGAACCAGAGUAUUUCACCUGCCAUGCCUCAAAACCAAAUGGGCAGUCAGAGAAAAGAACCACGUAUAUCAAGAAGCCGCUUCAUUCAGUUCAAGCUCAGAAAUUAGAGGAUAAAGCACACAAGGAGUUUGUGAACAGCCUGCUGGCUCACGGAAAAGGUGCAGCGCUCUUUGUUUUGCCAGACACUGGGAUGCUGGGGCCUUUUGAGACCCAGACUGUGGAUGUCACAGCCUACACUGACAUGUGGGGGGAAUACAGAGAUCACCUCAUAUGCAAAGUCGGGGACCUUGAGGCUGUGCUCAUUCCCGUGCAGAUGACGGUGAAAGGCUGCCCACUCUUCUUCCAAAUGACAGGCCCACGUCCAGAUGGCCAGAACCAGGGACCGAUCAUACAGUUUGGCACUCAUGUGUCUGGAGGGGACACAGUGUCUCGUUCUCUUCGCAUCAACAAUCCCACUAUGUUUGAUAUUCGCUUGGACUGGGAAACAUAUAACGUAGAUCCAAAUGACCGUAAACUGGUGGAUGUUGUGGUGGCGUGUGGAGAUGCCUUCCCAUUUAAAGAUGCCGAUGGCAAUGAGGUGUUGAGUGGAGCAUUGCGGAUUUCUGGUGGAAACAUUCAAACAGACUGGGGGAGAAAUGGGACCCCAGACUCUGAGGAAACGAGCGCUUCCCUCCAAAGCAUGACUGACAGGGAAGGUGAGGAAAAUAUAUCCGAGGAUGUCCGUAAGGAAGAUGAAACCAGUCUUUAUCCGUCUCCUGCAAAGAAAAAGCUCUUCUCUGUCCACAUCAGACCUCAUGUGGGGAACCUAUCAGACUACCCAUACUGCAUCACACCUCAGCAAAUAGUGAUUCCAGCAAAGGGCAGCAGCACAGUCCAUGUGUCUUUCACUCCUCUGACUCUUUCCAGGUCGAUUUGUGAGUCUAGAUGUGUGGGCUUGGCUCUGGGCUUCAUGAGCCUAGACUCUGAGAUGGCUGCAUGUGUCCCGGGCAAAGUCGGAAGAGCUCAGGGUUUGGAUUUGGAGCCUGUCAGAAUGGAUCUACUGGCAGUCGUUAAGCCCGCAGUGCUGUUGGUGCAGAUGGAGGAGGAUGAGGGGGUGCUGGAGUUUCGGGCCUCAGCCGGUGAUUUACUGAGGGCAGAAUCGGAGAAGGAGCUGGAAGUGCGUGAAUUUAACAUCACACGGAGCCUUCUGCUGAAAAACAAUACAGAAAUGCCCCUACAAUUUAGACUGGCAACUCAGCCUCCUUUUUUAGUGCUCAAGCCACAGCCUCGAGCCCGGACCAGCAACUCCAGCAACCCGCCUACUGGUGACAGUCGCUUCCUGGUGCUGCAGUCACAACAUGUUGUGCAGGUGAAGGUGGCCUUCCACUGCUCCCUGUCCCUUCUGGACCAUGCAGGCCAGGAGGAUGAGGAAGUCCCCGCUGGGGCGACGCUGAUCCACAGUGCAAGUGGACAGAGGAAGCUGAGGUUCCAGCAAAACCUUCUGAUUCACUACAGCAACAACAGCCUGCAGACGGUUCUUCUCUGUGCCCAUUUGGAUCUUCCUACAAUGCGUCUGUCCACCAACAGCAUCAGCUUUGGGUUGUGCUACGUGGGGCAGAUGCAGACAGUCGAAGUGAACCUCCACAACAGUGGAGCUCACACUCACUGGAAAUCACUUAUUGACUCAGAUGAAGGAGACUCCCAUGUGUUCAGAGUAACACCAGAGUUUGGGUUUCUCAGGUCCAAAGAGCUCCACGUUACCAGCUGCAGCCAGUGUCUCCAGAUCAGCUUCUCUCCCAGUGUGUAUUUUGUGUGUUGUAGUGAGGACCGAGAGUUCAGGGCCGUUGUGGUCAUCCGGUCUCCGCUAGUGAAGAAUGUUCUCACUCUGCGGCUUGAGGGAACAGGAUCCUUUGAUGAAAUGUACAAAUCUAACGUCACGUCCUCUUAACAUCACAGUCACCAUCUGCUAUUUAACCUUCUCUCUUUAAGUCAACUUAUUUAUGGUUCUUAUUGGAAGAAUGUAAAUAAAUACUGUAAGUGA